CGCGCGCGGCAUGGCGCGCUGGCGUUCUGUUGUUUUGCCGUGUGCGCGUGCUGGGCCAUUGCAGUUUGCCCGUCGAAGAACAACUUUGUUGGUAUGACAUAGUUAGAAUGACAAUCUACGACAGCGACCCGCAGAUUUCCACUGUACCAGGUAAAGCGUCAAAGAGGCUUUCGGAAGCCAGCAUUGGUUGAUACGUUGUACCGGUUGUACUGCGGGACUGUUCUGUGACACUGGUUUGUGUCAACACUGAAAAACUAGAGUUGCACCCCAACAGAGACUUGAAGCUCACUUAUCAGCCAUGGGCUGUUGGGAAGACAUGAUUGAAGCCAUCGGAAAGAUGGGCGACCCGUACGAGCUCGCCAAUAGCGAAGACCUCAUCGUCUUAAAGCUGGACAAGCCACUGCCGAGCGGCCGCUCCAUUCCCCAACAACUAAUGGCUGACUCCAGCCGCUCAGUGCUCACGACGUGUCAGGAAGGCUUUACCAGCUGCCGAAGCUUUCUCGUCAAGCACUCCUAUUCCACGGUGCUUUUCUCCGGUUUACCCGAGCUGAAGUCGACGAAAGUAUUGCUCGCCACUGCGAGGGAUGUUGUCCCGAAGGCACAGGAGCUGAUCAUCGUUCACAACAGGGACCUGAUGGUCGACCUAGUGUCCUGGUUCUCCAAGCUGACCAGGCUGAUCCUGUACCACGACCUGACUCUGCAGUCGGAUUCCGCGGAUGAGGUGCAGGUGUUGGCAGAGAGGGCGCAGCUCCACCAAGUCUGGGGCACCACGCCGGCAGUUGGCACCGAAGAGCUUUUCCUCUGCCCCCAGACGCUCGCCAUGCUGCUUGCAAACUGUCCUUCGCUAUCUGAAAUCCAAGCACCGCUGAACGAAGUCGUGAUGCUUGCGGACCAGUUUCGGGCACGUUCGCCGCAUUUUCCGCCCGUGUUCAACAACUGUCGGGAGCUGACAUUGGGCUCUUACCUUCGACGGAGCACGCGCAGUGCAACCAUGAUGGGCACUGCAACCCUGCCUUGCAUCAAGAAGGCGCUCGAACUGUAUCCGAACCUCGAGCAGUUGCAGGUCUCGACAAUAGACCGGGACGUCCUCGCCUUCUUACCGAAGUUCUCCCGGCUCAAGCGCCUUUCCAUAAUGUACGGUGGCCGAGGCGGAAUGUGUCCCUUCCUCCCCUUCAUCACCGAUAUGCUGCAAGCACUGCACCUGACGCGCCUGACGAUAAAAUACUUCAAGGGCAUACUUCUGUCUACCAUCGCCCGUCACUGCCCAAACCUCGAAUGCCUCUCUUUAUUGGACUGCAACCUCUGUGACGAGGUGAUCCAACCCGGCUCGUUUACGAAACUGAGAUCUCUCGCCCUCAGCGACUGCAACAUGGACGAAGCGUUCUUCCCCCUCCUCAAUGACGCCGAGGGCCUCACCGACCUCCACCUCGACGGCGAGUGGGCGAUUGCAUCGUACGUCAGCGGGCCGCCGGAGCCGUCGAAGCCGCGGCCUAUCCACCGUAAGAUGGAGCAGCUCAUCCUCGCCACGGAGUGGUCGUUGCGGGCGUUGUACCUGUUGCCCGAGGAAGUCCGCAGGACGAUCGAGUCUAUGCCGGUGCUCAGGCGUCUGAGCACGAACAGCUACGACAUCCGACUGUGCAUGCAGACCUACUACCCACACGUGACACUGACAUGGUCCACGUGUACAACCUGCAUGGCCGAGUUCCCGAAAGUUGGCUUUGUGCAGGAUUAUAUCUGGCGCUCGCUGCAUACCGAGAAUAAAGACGACGACGAGGACACAUAGCUGCGAAAAAACGUGUGCCCCUAUAUCACUGAGGACAAUCGGGACGGACUUUCUGUUGGCGAGUACAAUGAACAGCAUCGCAGAAGCACUGCCGAUCAUUCUUGCAACAUUUUCACAACUAUGUGCAGGGUUGACCACAUCCAAGGUGAACACUUCAUUAAUAUUCAGGUCGGUAAAGCUUGAAUGUUCAUUCUACUUUACGAGGGAAAUGUCCGUAACGUGACGUCUAAUUAUGGUGUUGAUAAACACAAUAAUAAUUUUCUGAAUUAUGUGUUAAACAUGAGCUUGUGUGAGGUCGUGAAUACUAAUGAGGUGUCCACCUUAGAUGUAGAUGAUCGUGUAUAUAUGGUUGAAGUGCAGAAUGAUGUUACGUAUAGCAUGCAGUAAAUAAGGAAGAUAAAAUUCAACGUACCUUUGAACCCUUCUGACAUGUGUACAGCUUGUGUGCUUACUAAAGCGUCCCUGAGCUGGUAUCUUGAAAUUGCCUAAGUCGUUAGGCUACAGCUAGAGUAAAUGAUUUGCACCGCAAUCCAA
Molecule: messenger RNA, 2317 nt
Organism: Rhipicephalus sanguineus (brown dog tick)
Lineage: Eukaryota; Metazoa; Arthropoda; Arachnida; Ixodida; Ixodidae
Exons: 5
Coding region: 299-1783 (494 amino acids)
Source: RefSeq, a predicted model, not a curated record